CCGCGCAGCUCGGAGAGAUGCUGAAAGUGCGAGUGAACAAACGCUACUCGGUGCUGUGCACGGCGGUGCUCAGCCAGACACUGCUCUAUCUCCAGGAACAGUAUGGCACUCCAUUGACACCGGAGCAGUUGCAGGAGGAAUGUGAUGAAGCUAAGCAUGAGCAAAUGCGGGACAUGUCAUUGCCGCCGCCGGCACAGCAAGCGACAGGCUGCCACGGUGCGCUGCGAACAGGCGGUAAAAAGCGCAAGGCUGCCGGGAAGCCCCGCUGUCUGCCGUUGCCGACUGAACUGCUCCUUGAGGUCUUCCAGUCGCUGGACUCCAUCGAGCGCAUUCGCUGCCGGCGUGUCUGCCACGCGUGGAAUAGCAUCCUCACCACUGCAACCUACUUUCCCGACGUCCGCGUCUCUGGCCAGGCCGGUUAUUAUGAGGAUUUCUCCUGGGACGGGACCUACUGGAUGCUGGCCUGCUUGUUCAAGUGCAUUACCAGCGCCACCAAGAUGGUGGUGAUCAGCAAUCUGGACCGCAAUGGUUUUUGGCACGUGGCGGUUCCCAUUAAGCGCGUCUUCAACGAACACCGGCAAAUCCCGCUGGUGGUGUUGUACAAGUGCGAGCUGGACGAAGAUUAUGAAGGGGUCCCGGAUCUAAUUGAGCGUUUGGCUUACAAGGUGUGGAACUGCUCGUGUGCGAGAAUGAUAUGGAGCGGGGGCUGCAUUUACUACGACGGGCGGACCGUUGGUGUGGGCCAGCGUAUGUUUACUAUCCGAUCGCGGGCCGACGCUGAGGUGCAGAUGUGGGAUCUCCUUGAGAAUCUGCAGGCUGCCAAGGAACCGCUCAGUGUGCAAGCUGUGUCCGAAUGGAUCGCGGACUGCUUGGCCCACCAGCGUUCCACAGAGAUUGGCGAAGUUUUAUGGAGGCUGAACGAGUACCAGAGUCCGGAUCCGCGCCCGACUUCUCAGUAUCGCGGUGUGAAGUGGACCGUGUCCAACAUCGCGGAUCUGGAUGUCAGCAAGCUGUCCACACUGACCGUGACGGUUUUGAGCGAUUCCAUCAAACCCGACCCGGUCACAAAUGCUGUUCAAAGGUGUCCGUGUCGUUUAGUGACGUCGGCGAUGUUUUGACUUUUGCUAGUCGCCACAUGUUAGAACGCAAGAGCGGUCAUUCGUUUUUGUGAGAGAAACUUGUU
Molecule: messenger RNA, 1183 nt
Organism: Paramacrobiotus metropolitanus
Lineage: Eukaryota; Metazoa; Tardigrada; Eutardigrada; Parachela; Macrobiotidae
Exons: 3
Coding region: 18-1118 (366 amino acids)
Molecular function (GO): protein binding
Source: RefSeq, a predicted model, not a curated record